AUGGGGCUCAUGAGCUUGCUGUGGACACUUGUUGCCGUCCUGAUGAUCGCCAUGGUGAUAGCCGGCGACGAGGCCUCGUUGCUUGCCUUCAAAGCAAAGGUCAGCGAUGGCGGCUCGCUGGUUUCUUGGAACGGCAGUGCCGACUUCUGCAGCUGGGAAGGUGUGACAUGCAACCACCAGAGGCCUGCACGGGUGGUGGAGCUGAGCUUGGAUGGAAGGGCGCUCACAGGAGCACUCUCCCCAUCCCUUGGGAACCUCACGUUCCUGCGGAUGCUAAACCUGAGCUUCAACUGGCUCCACGGGGAGAUUCCAGCGAGCCUCGGCAGCCUCCGCCGCCUGCGGACGCUCGACCUGAGCUACAACUCCUUCUCUGGCACGCUCCCUCUGAACCUGACCUCUUGCGUCGGAAUGAACACCAUGGCGCUAGGCAGCAACAAGCUUGGCGGUCGCAUCCCAGCUGAGCUCGGCGAAAAGCUCAUGUCCCUGGAAGCAAUCUCGUUGAGUAACAACAGCUUCACAGGGCACAUCCCGGCAUCCCUUGGCAAUCUGUCCUAUCUAGAAGACCUUGACCUAUCUUCUAAUCAUUUUGUGGGCUCAAUCCCCCCAGGGCACGGAAGCUUCCAGAGCCUGCGGCUUUUGCUUCUCUCGGACAACAAAAUCUCGGGUAUCCUUCCACCUUCUCUUUACAACUGGUCGUCACUGGAAACAUUUGGGGUUGAGUUUAAUAUGCUGCACGGGAGCAUUCUGGAUGAUAUAGGCAACAAGUUCCCCAAGAUGCAAAAUCUUGGUCUGUCUAGUAAUAAUUUCACUGGAGCUGUCCCUUCAUCGCUGUCCAAUAUAUCUGAUCUCAAGGGCCUUAUCCUUGGCGAUAAUAGAUUUAGUGGGUAUGUACCUCCAACUUUGGGAAGGCAGGGAGCUCUCCGCUUUCUAGAUUUGUCAGAUAAUAAGCUUGAAGCAAAUGACCACAAGGGCUGGGAAUUCAUCAAUUCUUUGGCAAACUGCAGCCAAAUAAAGUACCUUUUCCUAGGUGGCUACUCCUUUGGAGGACAGAUACCUGCUUCCAUUACAAACCUCUCAAAGACUCUCGAGAAGCUAUACAUACUGGAGAGUAGGGUCUCUGGGGCUAUUCCUGCAGACAUAGGCAAUUUGGUUGGUCUUGACGCGCUUGCCAUACAAAAGACUAACAUAUCUGGAGUGAUUCCACAGAGCAUUGGCAGGCUAGAAAACUUGGUCGAGCUAUCCUUUGCUUCCAAUAGCUUGUCAGGUCUCAUACCGUCAUCACUAGGAAAUCUUUCGCAGCUGAAUAGGCUUUAUGCAUACUAUGGCAACUUGGAGGGACCAAUUCCGGCAAGCCUGGGGGAGUUGAAAAACCUUUUUGUACUUGAUUUGUCAACAAAUUACCAACUUAAUGGUUCAAUUCCCAGAGAAAUUUUCAAGUUACCUAGCCUUUCUUGGUAUUUGGACUUGUCAUACAAUUCCUUCACUGGAUCCCUUCCUAAUGAAGUGGGUAGCUUGGCAAACCUUAACCAGCUGAUUCUAUCAGGAAACCAAUUGUCUGGCAAGAUACCCAACAGUAUUCAGAACUGUCUUGUGUUGGAAUGGCUUUUGUUAGACAAUAACUCCUUUGAGGGAAGCAUACCACAGUCACUGAAAAAUAUAAAGGGGCUCAGUAAACUUAACCUGACCAUGAAUAAGUUCUCUGGUAGAAUUCCUGAUGCCCUUGGUAGCAUUGGAAACCUGCAGGAACUGUACCUAGCACACAACGACUUGUCCGGAUCGAUCCCCGCAGUUCUACAAAAUUUGACAUCACUGUCCAAAUUGGAUGUAUCCUUCAAUAAUUUGCAAGGCGAGGUGCCAGAUGGAGGUGUUUUCAGAAACAUCAAUUAUACAGGAGUAGCUGGGAAUAUCAAUCUGUGUGGUGGUACACCUAAACUUCACUUGGCUCCAUGCUCCAGAAGCUCCUUCAGCAAGAAUAAGAGAAAGAUAACAAAGUCUCUUGUAGUUUUUCUAGCAACAACUGGAGCAAUCUUGUUGUCACUUUCAGUUAUUUUUCUUGUUUGGAUACUUCGCAAGAAGCUCAAACAAAGCAAGAAAAAAAUAGUGCAAGAUUCAAUCGCUGAGGACCAUUACGAGAGAAUCCCAUAUCAUGCGUUGUUGAGAGGAACUAACGGAUUUUCAGAUGAGAACUUGCUAGGGAGAGGAAGUUAUGGUGCAGUUUUCAAGUGCAUUUUGGCCAAUGAGGAAAGAACAUUGGCUGUUAAGGUGUUUAACCUUGGUCAAUCCAGAUAUUCCAAGAGUUUCGAGGCUGAAUGUGAAGCCAUGAGGAGGAUACGACACCGUUAUCUCAUAAAGGUCAUUACGUCUUGUUCGAGUGUCAACCACCAAGGUCAAGAGUUCAAGGCAUUGGUUUUUGAGUUCAUGCCCAAUGGUACCUUGGAUGGUUGGCUUCACCCAAAAUCUGAAGAGCCCACUACAAACAACACACUCAGCCUUGCCCAAAGGCUUGAGAUUGCUGUCAAUAUUGUGGACGCAGUAGAAUACCUCCACAACUACUGUCAACCAUUGGUAAUCCAUUGUGAUCUUAAGCCAAGCAACAUUCUUCUUGCUGACGACAUGAGCGCCCGAGUAGGAGACUUUGGCAUAUCAAGGAUCAUUCAGGAAAAUACAAGUGAGACAAUGCAAAUCUCAUAUAGCUCAAUGGGAAUUAGAGGUUCCAUAGGCUAUGUUGCUCCAGAGUAUGGAGAAGGCUCUGCGGUCUCACCUACUGGUGAUAUUUACAGUCUUGGCAUAUUGCUGCUCGAGAUUUUUACCGGAAGGAGCCCAACAGACGAGACGUUCAGGAAUUCACUAGAUCUGCAUAAGUUUGCCGAGGAUGUUCUUCCAGAUAGAACCUUGGAGAUAGCUGACCCAACAAUCUGGCUGCACAUUGAACAACAUGAUAACGUUACUAGAAGAAUCCAGCAGUGUUUGGUCUCUGUCUUCAGGCUUGGCAUAUCUUGCUCUAAGCAACAGCCCCGAGACCGAACAUUGACAAGAGAUGCAGCCGCAGAGAUGCAUGCAAUCAGAGAUGCGUACAUCGCGUCUGUUGCUACCUCAUAGUGGAAUGUGGAGCAGAGAGAGAAGCCUCGAAUCAAGCCAUUCAGAACCGCAUGGAACAUACAAGCUGGUACAAGACAUGAUCCUGCAAUAAUACAAUUUAUAUGUAUCAUUUUAGUUUUUAACUGUUGUCACUUCUCAGAAUUACGUUUCUU
This is a messenger RNA of Lolium rigidum, 3251 nucleotides long. RefSeq names its product putative receptor-like protein kinase At3g47110. Lineage: Eukaryota; Viridiplantae; Streptophyta; Magnoliopsida; Poales; Poaceae. The transcript is spliced from 2 exons. Gene Ontology annotation, biological process: hormone-mediated signaling pathway; protein phosphorylation. The coding region runs from base 1 to 3099 and encodes 1032 amino acids. Gene Ontology annotation, molecular function: protein binding; protein kinase activity; ATP binding. The record is from RefSeq and is a predicted model, not a curated record. Gene Ontology annotation, cellular component: plasma membrane.